AUGGAAUACCCUCUUAUUGUUACAUUGGGAGCUCGUAUGAGCGCAUACCUUUCUAGCUCUGAAGAUUACCAUAAGCAAAGAAAGAGACUAAAUAAAAGGUUACUUAAGUUACGUCAUGAAUUGGAUCUUAUAACUCCAGAUACCAAAGACUACAAGAAGAAAGAAAAAAUAUCCAAAAUCUCAUCUUCAGAUUACGACCAAGACGAAAAAUACGGGCUACUUUUACUUUUGACUGCAGAAAGAGAUAGUUUAUAUUCCUCAGAGAUUAAGAGUUUGUUGGAAAUUAGCAAUGACAAUGCUUCGUCAUAUAGAAAUCUUAUGAUAAGUAGAAUCAAGAAGUCGUUAUCUAGCUCAAAAAAAUUAUUGGAAAUCACCGUAAAUGAGAAAGAUGAAUAUAAAAGGAUUGAAUAUUACACCUAUGCUGCCUUAAUUCAAGGUAAUCUAUCAGUCAAUAAAAAACAAUGGUCAAAAGCAUUGAAUGCCUUCUCCAUCGCUAAAUGUGCUUUAGAUUUCUUAUAUUCUCAAGAAGAUAGUAAGAUGGAUAUUGAAGAGGAACAAGAAGAAUCUACUCAAUUCAAAAAAACUUUGAUUAGCGAAAUUACUGAGACCUUAGUAGAUCCUUCAUUGGCAUUAGCUAUUUCUCAAGAUGAUACAGCGUACUCCACUACAACUGAUUUAAAAACUGUAUCACGUCAACAUUGCCGUGACAACAAAUUGUCUUAUUUACAACCAGUUAUCGAAAUAAUUGCCAGGAUCGAUCCUGAAGCUGUUUCAGAAGUGUCUUCAUCAACUGAAUUAAUCAAGUCGGUCCAAUGGAGAGACCAUGAAGCAACUUUAUACAAUGACGAGCUUGCUUAUAAAAUUAUGAAAUUAACUAAUGAUAAUGAAACAAAUUGGAAAAACUUCAAUGAUGCUAACCAGUUUGAUGUAUUAUUAUCCGGAUGGUCUGAGUUAUUAGAAAUUCAUACAAACGAUAUGGAUAAAAAUAAGGAUGAAGAUGAUCUUGAAAAGGUCCAAGACAGGGCCAUUGUAUUAACAUAUAUUAAUUUCAAUUUGUUAUUCACAAGGUUGAAGAGAGAUUUGUUAAUAAUCGAUCAAUUAUCAUCUCAAGGUGAUAAUGUUUUUGCUUUAAAGAAAUUAGAGUUCAAUAAGGAUAUUAUUAGAUUAUAUGGUACCAUAAUCACUACUACCCAGGAAAUAAAAGACUUGCCAGGUGUUUAUAAUGAUGAAGAUUUACACGAAUCUUUGGAUAAUUUGGAGAAGUUUUUCGUCGCAAAAAAAUCCGCUGUUUUGGCUAGAUCGUUUGCUCUUAAUAAUAAGUUCCCAGAAGCAUUAAAGAUAUUUGAUCAUGUGGAUAAUACCUUAUCAUCUUCUGACAAUAAGUUCUAUAAGAUUGACGAGUUUCCGUAUAACGUUAGCAGCAAUGUCGAAUUUGAAAAAUUCAAAAAGGAGUUACCUUCUCAAGUGCUUCAAGCUCAAAUAUUGGCACAAUUCUCUGUAGACUUAUCCAAGAAUUUGAACCAGAGUAAUUUCGUCAUUGAAAACAUGAAUAAAUAUCCAGUUUCCAAUGAAACUUUAGACAAUAUUGCUAACUUCAAUAAAAAUUUAUCAAUUGCUCCUGUUUUAAGCAAGCCUGUCUUAUUUGAUAUUGGGUUUAAUUACAUUAAUUAUGGUAUGGGCCGUUCUUCAUCAUAUAAUAACUCCAAUUCAGCUACAUCUACUACAUCUGAUUCGACUACCGAUCAGAACGAUCCUAAUAAAAAGAAGAGUGGCUUCUUUGGUAUUUUUGGCCGUAGCUAA
Debaryomyces hansenii CBS767 is the source of this 1800-nucleotide messenger RNA. Its product is annotated as signal recognition particle subunit. Gene Ontology annotation, molecular function: signal recognition particle binding; endoplasmic reticulum signal sequence receptor activity; 7S RNA binding. Lineage: Eukaryota; Fungi; Ascomycota; Pichiomycetes; Serinales; Debaryomycetaceae. The transcript has a single exon. The coding region runs from base 1 to 1800 and encodes 599 amino acids. Gene Ontology annotation, cellular component: signal recognition particle, endoplasmic reticulum targeting. The record is from RefSeq and is a predicted model, not a curated record. Gene Ontology annotation, biological process: SRP-dependent cotranslational protein targeting to membrane.